Messenger RNA from Megalops cyprinoides (Indo-Pacific tarpon), 2765 nucleotides. RefSeq names its product arginyl-tRNA--protein transferase 1. The coding region runs from base 3 to 1505 and encodes 500 amino acids. The record is from RefSeq and is a predicted model, not a curated record. Gene Ontology annotation, biological process: protein arginylation. The transcript is spliced from 12 exons. Gene Ontology annotation, molecular function: arginyl-tRNA--protein transferase activity. Gene Ontology annotation, cellular component: cytoplasm. Lineage: Eukaryota; Metazoa; Chordata; Actinopteri; Elopiformes; Megalopidae.
AGAUGGCAGCUGGUAGCUCGUACACCAUAGUGGAGUAUUUUGGUGGGGAGGACGGAUAUCGUUGUGGAUAUUGUAAAAAUGAGACCGGGAAUUUUUCGCAUGGGAUGUGGUCUCACACCAUGACUGUGCAGGACUACCAGGAUCUAAUUGACCGAGGCUGGAGAAGAAGCGGGAAGUACGUUUAUAAGCCCAUUAUGAACAAGACAUGCUGUCCACAGUACACCAUCAGGUGCCAUGCACUGAACUUCCAGCCAUCAAAAACCCACAAGAAGAUCCUGAAGAAGAUGGGCAAGUUCCUCUCUAAAGGGGAGAUGCCAACAGGACAGUGUGAUGGGGAACCCAUGGACUCUCUCUGUGAGGAUGCGGGCCCACGGGACUCCCCCAAAGUUCCCCAGCCUGAUAUCGAGGGUCCCAUUAACGACGUGGCCCCCAGCACAGAGGCGGCCCCCAAACCUGCAGGGUCGGACACCCCCCGACAGGAGCCAACGCCCACCCCCGCAAGCAGGGAGGCAGGGGUUGCACCCAAACCAGGGGUGGGCGCGGACCCCAGCAGGCCUCCGUGUCGCAAGGCCAAGGAGCUGCGGAAGGAGCGCCGCCUGCAGAAGGAGCAGCAGAGGCAGCAGGAGGGAGGAGCCCCGGCGUCAGGCCCCGCCCCCGCCCCGCCCAGCCAGCCCAGCCAGCCCAGCCAGCCCAACCAGCCCAAAACACUGGAGGACUUCAUCACUGAGUCCCUGCCUGAAGAUGCCAAACAUCACGUGGAGGUGAGGCUAGUGCGCUCCAGCCCCCCCAGCUCGCAGUUCAAAGCCACUUUCGACGCCUCCUACCAGGUGUACAAACUCUACCAGAUCGCCAUUCACAAGGACCCGCCCGACAAGCCCUCAGAGAGCCAGUUCCGAAGGUUUCUCUGUGAUUCUCCUCUGGAGGCGGAGACGGCCCCGGACGGGCCAGACUCAGGUUACGGCUCCUUCCAUCAGCAGUAUUGGCUGGAUGGGCGCAUCGUUGCCGUGGGAGUGAUUGACAUCUUGCCUACCUGUGUAUCCUCGGUGUACCUGUACUACCAUCCCGACUUCGCCAGCCUGUCCCUGGGCUCCUACUCUGCUCUCAGGGAGAUUGCCUUCACGCGGCAGUUACAGAAACAGUCUCCCAAACUCUGCUACUACUACCUGGGCUUCUACAUUCACUCCUGUCCCAAGAUGCGCUACAAGGGUCAGUACCGGCCUUCAGACCUCCUUUGUCCGGAGACGUACACCUGGGUAUCAAUCGAGCGAUGCCUUCCCCGCCUGGAGAGCGCCGCCUACGCCCGUUUCAACCAGGACCCUGAUGCAGAAGACGCGCGGAGCCUGAAGGAUCUGGGCCGGGCCUUGGUGCUGUACCGGCGGAUGGUGAUGCCCUAUGCCGCCUACGCCAGGAAGCGCAAGGGUUCGAGCGACGAGCGGGAGGUGGAGCAGUACGCCGGGCUGGUGGGACAGGCCUGCGCGGAGAGGAUCCUCCUCUACCGGGCGUAGCGGUUGCCGCAGCAGGGCCCUUUGUGUGUGUCUUCCUGUCCAGGCCUCACAGAAAUGUGUCCGCACAUCCUUCUAGCCAUUCACAUUGCACCGCUUUCUGCACUGCCUGAAUGUGCUGUCUGUCUCUCCGAGUGCUUUCCUGUCUCCUGCCUCACCAUAAACCCACCUCGCUGCCCUAGCAUCACACGCACACCGACUGCAUAGACGCACCACCCACGUAUCACGCCUGCUUACAAGACAAGACUUUGUUUGACUGAAUCAUUUUUGAAUAGCCAUUGAUGUUGGUGAUCCACAGUUACUGAUCUUUUGACUCUUGAGUUGUCCUCUGUCGCUGUGUGCUGAGGUGAGUUACUGAGCUGUCUAAUUCCAAAGGGACCUCUUACGCACUUUGAUUGCUGGCCUUGUGGUUUGCAGAGCUAUACCUCUUUGUGGAUGUUGACUUGGAACGAUGCUUUGGAUCUCACCUUCAUGUAGAAAGACCACAACCCUCAAUGUUGUGCCCACACUCGAUUGAGAAGCGUCUGUCUGCUGGGUCUGUCCACCCCUCUAUCUCCCUUUAAGUGAUGGGAGUGUGGUUUUAGGAGUCUCACAUCCCUAGUUCCUCUGGUAACGCUGGCUUCAGGGCAGAGGUCAGCCAGGGAGCUUUUCCACAGCCUCUGGUUGAGUUCUGAGCAGAGGCCAGUGGUACUGAGGGUUGGUAUGUCUAGGGAGCAGUGUGGAACUCAAUCCAGGCUUUACACCUAAGAACUGGAGAAUAAUUCCAGAAAGUUCCUAUUCAGAAGUGGUUCUCUGAGCUGCAAGAAGCUAACUGGGGAGUAACUGACAGGCUUGAGAACCAGCAACUAGGUCUGGAGGGUUUGUGAGUUUAUUAUAAGCGGGCAGCUGUAACACUAUUAUAGAUUACUGAAGCAGAUCUCUGUGUGCAGUUUAUGCCAUACUAUAGAGUGCUGGAGCAAUCCCAUAAUGCUACAGUGAAAUUGUCUACAUUAUUGGGCACUGACUGUCUGCCCAGCAUCAGUAUAUUCUCUCAGACAUGAAGUCAAAGCAAUGGCUACUGGAUAGGGAGCUGAAGAAGGUGAACCCUGUGGGUGCAUUUCAAACCACCCCUCAUGAUCUUCUUUCUCCAUAACAACACUGAUCUCAGAUGAAGAAGGUAAUGUGAAAGGAUGAGCGCCUUGUGAGUUUACUGAUCUGAGAUCAGCGUUUCUGAUAGGAGUUAAAGUUGAGGGAUGGUUUUGAGUUGAUGGUUUGAGAUGCAGC